Messenger RNA from Vollenhovia emeryi, 1705 nucleotides. RefSeq lists its product as uncharacterized. Gene Ontology annotation, biological process: detection of chemical stimulus involved in sensory perception of smell; sensory perception of smell. The record is from RefSeq and is a predicted model, not a curated record. NCBI's taxonomy places the organism in Eukaryota, Metazoa, Arthropoda, Insecta, Hymenoptera, Formicidae. The transcript is spliced from 5 exons. Gene Ontology annotation, cellular component: plasma membrane. The coding region runs from base 855 to 1685 and encodes 276 amino acids. Gene Ontology annotation, molecular function: odorant binding; olfactory receptor activity.
CUCUCUAUAUGAUUAAAGGUGGUAUGGGCGACCUUAUUUUACUUUAUGACAUUCUUAUCAUUCAAAGACUAGUUACUUGCCUUACGCUGUACAUCGCAUAUCGUUAGAUCUUUAUGGAUUGCGUUUAUGGAUUAUAAAACCAAGCAUAACCGACUAUAUAGAUUCCACUUAGGCACUUAAAACCGAUUGCACCUGCGUUUACUAGAAGCUUAUAGCUCACACUAAAAAAUUGCAAGCUAAAAGUGAAAUUGAUCAAUAAAACAAUGAGAGAAGCACGCGAUGUCUGUUUUCUCAUUCUCACUAUUAUUACUCGCCUAGCAUCUUUACUGCGUCAUGCGAUGCCAUCAUUUUGUAUGCAUAAGCGUUAUACUGAAAUAGAUAUGUUACAAGUGCUACUUAAUACACAAAAAUGAGGGAACGUCAGCUUUGUCAGAAAGUAGAUACGCCGUUGCGGUAGAAAUAGCUAGUUCGUGCCGGCGAUUCUUGACAUCCCGUAAUUUUAUAUUUCUGAAAAUUUUGACUUGACAAAGGGUCGAUGGCACACGCGGCACAGGUCAGUUCUAUCGUAGCAUUCAAACGGAAAGUAGGAUAUCAUGCUGAAGCAUGUUUUACGAGAGUACAAUCUCAAUAAGAUACUAUUAUCAUAUUUGGGUCUCUGGCCGUUUCAAAAUAAACUCGUAAGAUGUUGGUUACCGAUUUCCUACCUUGUGUUUCAAAUGACUAACUAUCCUUUGGUGGUAAUACGUUAACACAAUUUCAUCUGCGCGAAUACGAUUGAUAUUUACAAAAGUGCUAGUAUUCUAAAUAUCGUUUAACAAUAUUUAAACUAUAAUUAAUAUUGCGCUUAGAUAAUAAUGUUGUACGAUCAUUGGAAAAACUCACGAUUGGUUUUCGAAUGUUGCUCUCAAAUUGUCUUAUUAAUCACUUUUGACGCAAAGUUACUUAAUGACUUUCGGAACAACGAGAAGACCCGGCAAUUAUGCGAAGCCAUGGAGAACCAUUGGAAUAUAUUUACGAGUGAAUUUGAAAUGCGUGUCCUUAAAGAGUAUUCUCUCAUUUCACGAAAAUUUACAAUAUUUUACUCGCUAAUAAUGUUCUCCAUGAUAACGAUAUUCGUGAUGGUUCCAUUAACACCGAUACUACUCGAUAUCAUACGGCCUCUUAAUGAGUCACGACCGCGAUUUUUCGCGGUCUCUAUAGAGUGGAGAAUAGAUAAGGAGAAGUAUUUCGUGCCGAUUUUUUGUUACAACUUAAGUAUAAUAGUGACAGGUACAAUUAUCAUGGUUGGCAUCGAUUCUAUGCAUGUCACCUGCACUGUUCACGCUUGCAGUUUAUUCUCGAGCGUUGGUCAGCAAUUCGAGAAGAUAAUAUCAACGCUGGAUAUCAACGAGACAAGCGAGCAAGUGAUAUAUCACGAAUAUGUCACAUGUUUAAGGAAAUAUCAACUCGCUUUAGAAUUUGUCGACGUACUGAAUUCGAUGUAUCGAACAGUAGCAUUGAUCAUGCUGUUGAUGACCGGUGCGAUUAUAAGUUUAAUUGGAGUUCGAGUAAGCAUUUACACGUAUUGUUUUAUAGAGAAGAGAAAAAACUUAAAUUACUAUCAAAAAAGUCAAAAAGAUCUUUUACAUAUGUAUGUAAAAUUCUGUGUAAUGUAUUCCGUUUAUUGCAGAUCGUAUAUGUAUUAAAUCAGUUGGAAGAAGUAAUG